Alternaria arborescens is the source of this 1152-nucleotide messenger RNA. RefSeq lists its product as hypothetical. Bases 1 to 1152 code for a protein of 383 amino acids. The transcript has a single exon. The record is from RefSeq and is a predicted model, not a curated record. NCBI's taxonomy places the organism in Eukaryota, Fungi, Ascomycota, Dothideomycetes, Pleosporales, Pleosporaceae.
AUGGCGUCUCCAGCCACGGUUCCCUUCACCUCAGUCGACACCACCACGCGGCAGCCAGCUAAGGAUGAGGUCGAGUCGCCGAGCAUCUCGAGCACUAAUGCGCUUGCCCGCUACGAAUACGAGGCGGGCCAUGGCAAUGCCACAACCGGCACCAAGAUCCUGAUGGUGGAGUGGGAGGACGACGACACAACGCGGGGAGUGCGGGGAGACUGGCACAUAUCGUGGGACGGCAGCACGCGUGUUCUGCCCGCCAACGACCAGCCUGCCAGCGACGUGAACCGCAUGUAUUUCCUGCUGCCCCCGGGUGUCGCAGUACCUACAAGCGUUACACUCACGCUACGACCACAAGACGCUAGUAUAUCGCCUGUGGUCUGGCAUACAAAUCCUCUGCCUGCUUUGUUCCCUCCUGAAUUAGGAGCAUCCGCGCGUGCAGCGGGUAAGAAGGGCGUCCUGCACACUAUUUGGGCCAAGAAGAGGCUGCAGGUGCUGCAGAAAGAAAUCGAAGCCGAAUCGCGGAACAAUGUCGAAGGCGUUGGUCUGCUCAUGGUGGUGCAAGAAAAGGAAUGGAUCGAAUCGACUUUUGGUGUAAAUGCCAAACCAGCUGGUCUCAGCAUCUCGCUGGGAGAGGCCACGUUGGCCCCAAUGAAGGGCCCAGCUAGUCCACGAUCACCAGGCGGAGGGCGGCUGAUGGACAAGCUGGCUGGUCUGCGACUAGGUACGAGCGACAAAGACCUCACACCCACCAGCAGCGCGCCAGGCUUCUCAAAUCCUCUAUCGCCCGAGUCAUCGGAUAUCGCUAUUAGUUCAUUUUCCGUGUUCAAAGGAGCAAAUCCAUCGGCACUUGCUGCGAAACCUCCACAGCAACCACAGUCUCAACCAGCCGCGCCGCCUCGCAAGGUCGCUGCACAAGCCCCUCCGCACUUCAUUACAGAACAGCAAGGCGCUGGUAUGAUGGGCUCUUUGAACGCUCUAUCCAGCCCUGCGCCUGUCUUUCAAUCGCGAGGCUCAUCUGGACCUGCAGACGAGGACGACAAGGACGAUGGGCUCUUCGCCCUACCUAUAAGUCCGAGAAGUCCUGAGGUGGGGAAAAGUCCGUUUUCAUUUGCGGUAAAUGAGACAGCCCCUUUCUUGAAAGAGGAGAGUGCUGUUUGA